UGUACCAGAGAGAAGUGGAUCAGCGAGCUAAGGCUGCACGUGGCUCUGCUGUAGCCAGAACCUGAGAUGGUUCGGAAAUAGAAAUAGAGGUUAAACUUAGCCUAAAUUAAGACAUAGCUCUGUGAUUAAACACCAGCUAGAAUUGGACGCCAGUUUGUUUUCGGUGACUGGGUUUUAUGCAGCCACUAUGAAGUACAUCCUGGUUACUGGUGGUGUAAUAUCUGGUAUUGGUAAGGGCAUCAUUGCCAGCAGCUUGGGAACAAUCCUCAAGUCCUGUGGCCUUCAUGUCACAGCUAUCAAAAUCGACCCUUAUAUCAACAUUGACGCUGGCACCUUUUCACCCUAUGAGCAUGGUGAAGUCUUUGUUCUUGAUGAUGGCGGUGAAGUGGAUUUGGACUUGGGGAACUAUGAGCGUUUCCUGGACAUCCGUCUCACUAGAGACAACAAUCUAACAACUGGAAAGAUCUACCAGUCAGUUAUCAACAAGGAGAGAAAGGGAGACUACCUGGGCAAGACUGUACAAGUGGUGCCCCAUAUCACAGAUGCCAUCCAGGAGUGGGUCAGGAAGCAGGCUAGGGUCUCAGUUGAUGGUGACAGUGCUGAGCCUCAAGUUUGUGUCAUAGAGCUGGGGGGCACGGUAGGAGACAUUGAGAGCAUGCCGUUCAUUGAAGCCUUUCGACAGUUUCAGUUCAAGGUGAAGAGGGAGAACUUCUGUAAUAUCCACGUCAGCCUGAUACCACAGCCCAAUACCACAGGAGAGCAGAAAACCAAACCAACUCAAAACAGUGUCCGAGAACUUAGAGGACUGGGUUUGUCUCCUGAUUUAAUUAUGUGCAGAUGUUCAACGCCCCUGGAGACAGCUGUGAAGGAGAAGAUUUCCAUGUUCUGUCAUGUGGAGCCCUCACAGGUAAUCUGUGUCCGUGACGUCUCCUCAGUCUACAGAGUGCCUCUGCUGCUGGAGGAACAGGGUGUUAUGAAUUUUUUCUGUCAGAGGCUGAAUCUACCUGUGGAUGUGAAGCCCAGGAAAAUGCUUUCAAAGUGGAAGGAGAUGGCUGACAGAUCUGACCGCCUCUUAGAGCGCGUUUCUAUAGCGCUAGUGGGGAAGUAUACAAAGUUGUCUGACGCCUACACAUCUGUUAUCAAGGCCUUGGAGCACUCUGCCCUCGCGAUUAACCACAAACUCGAAGUCAAGUACAUAGACUCUGAAGACCUGGAGCCUUCCACUCAGCAAGUUGAACCGGUGAAAUAUCACGAGGCAUGGCAGAAGCUCUGCAGUGCUCAAGGUGUGUUGGUACCUGGUGGUUUUGGUGUGAGAGGAACAGAAGGGAAGAUACUGGCUAUUAACUGGGCACGGAAACAGAAUAAGCCUUUUCUGGGGGUAUGUUUGGGCAUGCAGCUGGCAGUAUGUGAGUUUGCCCGCAACGUUCUCGGAUGGGAAGAUGCCAACUCUACAGAAUUUAAUCCAGAACCCCAACACCCAGUGGUGAUUGACAUGCCAGAGCACAACUCUGGGCAGUUGGGAGGGACUAUGAGGCUGGGGCAGAGGCGGACCAUUUUCAAUUCCACCUCCAGUGUUCUGAGAAAGCUGUACGGCGGUGUGGAAUAUGUGGAUGAAAGGCACAGACACAGAUUUGAGGUGAACCGAGAGCUGAAGCACCACUUUGAAAAAAAGGGCUUUCAGUUUGUCGGCCAGGAUGUGAAAGGAGAGAGAAUGGAGGUCAUUGAAUUGGAUGAUCAUUGUUACUUUGUUGGAGUACAGUACCAUCCAGAGUUCACCUCUAGGCCCAUCAAACCCUCUCCUCCGUACUUGGGGCUCCUUCUGGCAGCUGCAGGAAAACUCCAAAGCUACCUGAACAAGGGAUGUCGCCUUUCUCCAAGAGACACUUACAGUGAUCACAGCAGCAGCAAUUCCUCAGAUGAAGACAUCUCAGAGCUCAAGAAUCCUCCUCUGUCCUGAGGUUUACUGUACGUUAUGUUGUGUUUGUUAUUACAGGGUGUCCAUAAAGUCUCUACAAUUUAACACAUUUAUUACAAAAGCAAAUGAAUAGACAAAUCUGUGGAAAUAGUUACAAAAUGAAAAGUAGAUAUUUAAGUUUCUUUUGCCCCAUUUAGUUCACCUCUAUAUGGACACCAUUAGUUGCAUGAAGCACAUCCAGACGGUACUGGAUUUGUUGCCAUGUUAGCUGUAGCACAAGCCACUUUUACGCAGAGAUCCUG
Molecule: messenger RNA, 2217 nt
Organism: Sphaeramia orbicularis (orbiculate cardinalfish)
Lineage: Eukaryota; Metazoa; Chordata; Actinopteri; Kurtiformes; Apogonidae
Gene: ctps1b
Product: CTP synthase 1b
Exons: 18
Coding region: 188-1957 (589 amino acids)
Biological process (GO): CTP biosynthetic process; pyrimidine nucleobase biosynthetic process
Cellular component (GO): cytoophidium; cytoplasm
Molecular function (GO): identical protein binding; CTP synthase activity
Source: RefSeq, a predicted model, not a curated record